AUGCCUGUUAAUGCCUCCAUGCCCAUUAAUACCUCUUUACCCGUUAAUACCUACGUGCCCGUUAAUGCCUCCAUACCCAUUAAUACCUACAUGCCCGUUAAUACCUCUUUGCCCGUUAAUACCUACGUGCCUGUUAAUGCCUCCAUACCCAUUAAUACCAACAUGCCUGUUAAUGCCUCCAUGCCCUUUAAUACUUAUUUACCCGUUAAUACCUCUUUACCCGUUAAUACCUACAUGCCCGUUAAUAUCUACACGCCCAUUAAUACCUCUUUGCCCAACAAGACUCUUCCGCUGGAAAACACCACCGACUGUCUGAGCACCAUGGCCAGCGUCUGCAAAGUCAUGCUGGAGACGCCAGAAUAUUCCAGUCGCUUCAGCAGCGACGACACAGUCCUGUUCUGCAUGAGGGUCAUGGUGGGCGUCAUCAUCCUCUACGACCACGUGCACCCCAUCGGGGCCUUCAACAAGUCCUCCAAGAUCGACAUGAAAGGCUGCAUAAAAGUGCUGAAGGAGCAACCGGCCGACAACGUGGAAGGUCUGCUCAACGCCCUCAGAUUCACCACCAAACAUCUGAACCAAGAGUCCACUCCGAGGACCAUCAGGUCCAUGCUGCAGUGAGGACCCCAGCGCUGGCCUCAGAUAAGACCCUUAUGUUGACAUUCUUUCAAAGGCAUGGUGGUCUUCAAGCGGCGGAACCGAGGACAUGGUUGGUUUCAGCCUGGAUCAGAUCUCAUAUGAUGGCAGAGCCAGCUUCAAGGGCUGAACGUUUGUCUUCUUGUCCUGCCACUGGGAAUUGAAUCUUUAGAAUCACACCAAAACCCCAUACGAAUAUUUUUACUACUGUUCUUAUUUCCUUCUUGUUAAUAUAUUCAUUUCUUGCCAGUUUUAAAAGGAGAAAAAAUGCCUUGUUUAAAUUAUUACCUAGAUAUUUUUUUUUUAUGCUUGGUGUCAUUGUAUUGCCUUAAAACGCACAUUUGGAGCUACUGUACUUUUUGAAGGGGAACUGCACUUAUUUUGCAAUUUUGCCUAUUGUUUACAAUCAUUAUGAGAGACUAGAACACAGAUGGUUUCAUUUUUUAUAUGCGUUCUAAAUAUUAAAUAAAUGCGAUCACAAGUCUGCUUGCAAUGGAGCCCAUGGUAGUCGCUCUAUUCUGCCUAUAAAGCCCUUAAAAAAACACCCAAACACCUCCAUUAAGGUUUUAUAUCCAGGAUGUAAGUAUAUAUGUAAUGUCGUAACAUUCUUAAUAACAUGUAAUAUUUACGUAUUUUGAUCAUUUUCAAGCAUUUCAAAAAGGUAUGUUUGCUUUUUUCCAACAUCACUGAUUAUUACUCACUGCAGACGUCAUAAUAAAACAUCACUUACUGUACAAGGUCUGCUGUCAUUAGGAUGCAGACUGACGGAAUCUUGUUAUAUUCUCGUUUAGAUGAAGAAUGACUCAUAAUCCUCGCCAAGAAAAGAGGGUCAUUCUCGCCAUCGCCGGGUCUAAACUGGCUGUCAAAGUGUACCAACUUGUCGGAAUACCUCCUCGUCCUUCUACUAUCCAGGUGAGGGGUAUGAUUUAUGAUCUACAGUGAAGUUUGACGAGCAAGAGAACGAGGAAGCAGCUGAUCAGUCGAUCAUGCCAACAUUGGCGUUGCUAUAAAUAGUUUGUCUGCGUUAGCGCUUUUACCGUAAAUCCGGACUAUAAACCGCUACUUUUUUCUUAAACUUUGAAGCCUGCGGCUUAAAAGACGGUGCGGCUAAUUUAUGUUUUCUUUCUCAGAUAACAGCCAUAAUAAAAACAGUUAAAAAAAACAAACAAGCAAAUACACCCUAAAAGUGUUUUAUUGUUUGUGCUAGGGCGCCAUCUUAUGGACAAGUUUGCUCACUGCAGAUGUCCUUCUAUUUACGGGCAACGCUUUUUGUUUUUUUCCAACCAAAGUGCCGUGUUCGUCUUCCAGCUGUCAAUAGCGUUGCUACUCGAAUUCUUACUUAUUAAAUGUCUGUAGGAGUGUUUUCAUGCAUAUUUGUACGCGCUAUCGUACUGUGAUUAAGAUAUCGUCGUUAACAUAGCUAAUAUGUUUAAAGUUUUGCGAGUAUCUGUAUUAGUAUUAUUAACUUACAGUGGCAUUAUUUUUUUGUUGUUUCAGUUUUAUAAAUUCCUCAGUGAAUUAACCAAAAUGUCACCGUGGAGUUAAGUCUGUUAAGCUGAUUGGAGAGCUAGCUUCCGCAGCUCGUGGGUCCACGUUGAUGGCUUCUGUUUUGUUUGAUCAGCCGUUUUACUGUCGUGUAUUUUUUAUAUUUAUAAAAUAUUUCUGUGUAAACAACUAAUUUCACAACGUACAGUAUAUAUCUGCUACUUAUAGUCCGAUGCAGCUAAUAUAUGGGGGGAAAAAAUAUUCUAAAGUUUACUUGUAUACUAUAGUCCGGACUAUACGAUAACAAUAUCGCUAUUACUUUCAUAAUAUUCAAGUCAUAUGGAGUAUUGUUGGCACUUUUCGGUUAGUUGUGUAUUGAGUUUUAUUGAACCGUGUUUUUAUUUUACCAUGAAUUGAUUUACUUUGACCCCGACUUAAACAAGUAGAAAAACUUAUUCGGGUGUUACCAUUUAGUGGUCAAUUGUACGGAAUAUGUCCUGUACUGUGCAAUCUACUAAUAAAAGUCUCAAUCAAUCAAUGAAAUUUACUCCGCUGUAAACGGAACUUAUAUUUACGUUUAUUUACGAGUUGGAAUGCAUUUUUAAAAAUACAACCGUCAUGUCUCCCAUAAUAAACGUGAAGGAUAGGCAAACCUCCAAAAAAAUCAAGUGCAGUUCCCCUUUCACACAUGGAAUAUUACUGCCAUAUUCUGUGGUCAUUUGAGUAUGCUGCACUGCAAUUGGACAAUGGCCUGCUUUUGAAAUAAGAAGCUAACAUCUGAUUGAAGUACUGUCACUUAAACACUCCACUCCUCACACAAUAGUAUGAACAUAUUUGGGAUGGCUUUUACUAUGCAAAGAUGUAUAUUUCGUUUCCGUGUGAAGAAUGCAAGAUGUUUGAUGAAAGGGUGCUAUUGGGUAAUAAAGGUGGUACAUUUCUA
Messenger RNA from Entelurus aequoreus (snake pipefish), 3058 nucleotides. Its product is annotated as CYFIP-related Rac1 interactor A-like. Gene Ontology annotation, molecular function: small GTPase binding. Gene Ontology annotation, biological process: regulation of actin filament polymerization. The record is from RefSeq and is a predicted model, not a curated record. The coding region runs from base 1 to 618 and encodes 205 amino acids. The transcript is spliced from 5 exons. Lineage: Eukaryota; Metazoa; Chordata; Actinopteri; Syngnathiformes; Syngnathidae.